UGCUAAAACUGAAUCAUGGCUGCCGUGCUGCUGGCGCUUGGAGUUCUUGCUUUUGUCAUUCUCGUCGCUGCCUACGUAUGCUGGAAGAGAUGGAUUGGAAAGUUGAAGCAGUUUAAAUCACCUCCGAUGCACGUCUUCUUUGGUCACUCACUCUUCUUCCCUAGUGACCCAUCUGAGCUGCUGAUGAAGGUCAGAGAUUGGCUUUUGGACAAUGACAAGAAGGUCUUACUGCUUCUUGGACCUCAUCCAUUUUUCUUAACAGCAACUCCUGAGCAUGCUAUGAUUCUUCUCAACAGCAAUAGAAUCAUUACCAAAAGCUUUGAAUAUUCUUUCCUUGUCCCAUGGCUAGGCACAGGUCUUCUGAUCAGUACUGGCAACAAAUGGAGAAAAAGAAGAAAGUUGUUGACCCCUGCUUUUCAUUAUGGGAUUCUGAAUGACUUCGCUGAAGUAUUCCAGGAGCAAGCACAAAUAUUCGUUGAAAAACUCAAGCCAUUGGCAGAUAGUGGAAAAACAUUCAACAUAUGCACCUAUGCAACCAACUGUGCAUUGGACAUUAUUUGUGAAACAGCCAUGGGUGUCAACUGUGGAUCACAACACGACGCAGAGGCAGAGUAUCCUAAAGCUGUUUUGAGUAUGUGUGCUCUUAUACAGAAACGUCAAGUAAGAGCAUACCUUUGGCCAGAGUUUAUUUACAGUUUGACCAAAAGUGGCAAGGAACACAACCGUGCGGUCAAAAUCCUUCACAAUUUUACUUUGAAGGUUAUCAAAGAAAAAAUAAGUAAGCGGAAAAUGAAAGAGGAAAAGGUUGUUGAGAAGAAGCGACUUUCUUUCUUGGAUUUAUUGCUUGAUUGUCACGAGCGUGGCGAGAUCGAUGUUGAAGGCUUGAGGGAAGAGGUCGAUACUUUCAUGUUUGAGGGCCACGACACCACUGCGUCGGGCAUUUUCUGGUCAUUGUAUCUGCUUGGAAGACAUCCAGAGGUACUCAAGAAAGUUCAAGAAGAGGUUGAUAGAGUUUGGAGUAACCAAGGAAGCAAAUCUUUUCUUGACAUGUCCAAAGACCUAGAGUACCUGACUUGUGUUAUCAAGGAGAGUCUUCGUCUUUUCCCACCUGUUCCAUUAUUUGCAAGGGACACCCAAGAUCCUGUCGACCUUGGAGACGGCCUAGUUCUUCCGGCAGGCUCAACAUUUGGAAUCGCAGCGUUUUUACUUCACCGAAACCCUGAUUUCUGGGAUCAUCCUGAUGACUUCAUCCCAGAAAGAUUUCUGGUUGAAAACUCCAUCAAACGCCACCCAUUUGCAUAUGUACCGUUUUCUGCUGGACCAAGAAACUGCAUAGGCCAAAAGUUUGCUUUAUUGGAGGAGAAAAUUGUACUGUCAAACUUUCUGCGCCAUUACGACAUUACCUCGCUUCAAAGUCCUGAUGACCUCGAUCUUUCUGCUGAAAUCAUUUUGCGUACCCAGACUGGUUUGUCAGUGAAAAUUUCAAAGAGAAAGUAGAAUGUUGAAGCUGCUAUUUUGAAGUGUAUGCCAUUCAAGAUAAAUACCAACUAUACAUGAUUGUAUUUGCAGUUUGCUGAAUUAGAACAUGAAAAUAUAAAGAAAUCUAUAAUUAUGAAAAGUUUUAGAAACAGCUACAGUGACUAGAUGCUGCCUAGAGUAUGUUUAAAAGUAAAGAGGAUGCUAUAGAUUAGAUAACGCAUUUACUUACGAAUGAUUUGGUUUAUCAUCCUUCUCCACGACUUACAUGAUUUUUCAUGUAAUUUUUAUCAUUUUCCAAAAAAUAGAAUUUUAUGGUUUGUUUUACGUACAAAACUUUUUUUGCUAUUUGGAAAGUGUUGUUUGGAAGAUGAUUGUUAUUGAAAGAAACAUAAUUGAGCUGAGAUUAAAAGCUCUUUUCGAGCAACA
Rhopilema esculentum is the source of this 1905-nucleotide messenger RNA. RefSeq names its product cytochrome P450 4V2. NCBI's taxonomy places the organism in Eukaryota, Metazoa, Cnidaria, Scyphozoa, Rhizostomeae, Rhizostomatidae. Gene Ontology annotation, molecular function: iron ion binding; monooxygenase activity; heme binding. The record is from RefSeq and is a predicted model, not a curated record.